AUGGGCAAGAGAAAACACAGCGGUGCUCGGCCAAAGGCGAUCGAUAUCUCUAAGAAGCAGUCAGGGUUACAUACAGACGUGGGGACAAGACUCAUGAGCAGCCCGCGGCUGUCGGAAGACGCUGAGUAUGUGCUUAAAGGAGCAUAUACUUUGGGAAAGCCAACGCGAUUGCUAAACUUAGCCACUGGAGAAGUGAAAGAGCCUAAAAGUCGACAGAGGUACGCCAUUGUAUCCUAUGUAUGGGCACAAUGGAGUGACCCAGGACAAGUCGUCGAUAAGUGUCGUGGGAUUCUUGAGGGAACUGGCAUCACUGCGAUAUGGAUAGACCAGCUCUGUGUCAAGCAAGACUCUAUCGAAGAUAAGCAAGCCGAAAUCCCAAAGAUGGCGGAGUAUUAUGAGGGGGCUGCGGUCUGCAUCGCACUCUUGAAGGAGGCCGAAAUCUCAGAAACUUGCUUUGGGAGAGGGAAGAGAGAUAUACCGCAUGUCAUGGACAUGUGGCAAGCUACUUUACAAGCGGUGGAUCAGAGUGUGUGGAAGUCACGAGUAUGGACGUACCAAGAGGCAGCCCUCUCGAAGAAUCUGCUGCUCGUGGGGAAAGACGGAGUUAUAAGCCAGCAAGAGUACAGUCUCUUGUUGAUGUUGAUGGUGAGACGUCCAGAGGCAAUCGCAGGCAGAGUGGCAGUGUCCCGAAACAAGAAUGGGCGCAUUCUUUCCGUUGGUGAUGGAGAGGCUCGGGCAAGGGUGGGUAACCACCCGUUCAGCAGCGCCGCUAGAGCGAUGGAAAAGUACGGAGAAGGGAAGGCGUCGCUGGUAGAAUUUUGGAAGGACAUGGGUGCUAGGAAAUGUGCUGUGGAGGAAGACCUGGUGUACGGGGUCUUGGGAAUGCUACAGCCAGGAGAGGCAGUAGCAGUAGAGUAUGGUAUAGGCUUUGAGGAGGCUGCCAUCAGGGUGUUCAAGACGACUUCCGUCUUGGCAUCCAUCAUGGCCAUGCCCCCCAGUCAAAAGCCGAGCGCCUGCUGGCUCCCAAAGGCUCAGCGAGGAGACGACGGUCAGUGGACGCUGGGAGACACAGCCAGCACGACCAGACCACUCAGUGAGCACGUCAAGGUAGACGAGAGUGGCUUACUGAGUGUAAGGGCAGUGGAGUGCUGGAUUCGGAGAGAAGAAGAUGGACGGUGGAAGAUGAAACUGGAGAAGAGCGUGACCAUAUUUGGGGUGGAGAUUGCUUCUGCCGGGAUAGAGAACAAGCACACGUGGAACCAGGCGCUUGUGAUUAAUGGCCAUCUGCAUGGCGCAGGAGACACAUUGGUGAUCACUGGUGAGGUCCAGGAGGGACACGUUUUUCACCGCACUGGCUUCAUCACCUUCAGAGAAACACUCCCUGAUCGUCUCAAGCCCACAGAAGGAACUCUGACAAACUGGCGGGUGGGAUUGAGGGCCCAGAAUUGCGGCGUCAGCCUUUCCUGA
Colletotrichum siamense is the source of this 1467-nucleotide messenger RNA. RefSeq lists its product as uncharacterized. NCBI's taxonomy places the organism in Eukaryota, Fungi, Ascomycota, Sordariomycetes, Glomerellales, Glomerellaceae. Bases 1 to 1467 code for a protein of 488 amino acids. The transcript has a single exon. The record is from RefSeq and is a predicted model, not a curated record.